Molecule: messenger RNA, 1738 nt
Organism: Naegleria gruberi
Lineage: Eukaryota; Heterolobosea; Eutetramitea; Acrasida; Naegleriidae
Exons: 1
Coding region: 1-1713 (570 amino acids)
Source: RefSeq, a predicted model, not a curated record
AUGGUUAACGAGCUUCCACAAGAUAUAUGGGUAGUUAUUUUGCAAUUUUUCACUCUUGAUGAAUUGCUACGGACUUCAACAAUUAGCAAUUUGCCUCCACUACCAAACAAUCAACAAGAGAAAAUUAAAUUGUUCGGCAUUUCUAAAAGUGUAUUUUCAGCACUGAUAGGAUGCGAUAUUGCAGAAUUUAAUUCACAAAAUAAUCGUGAUGGAGGAUUAUUCUACAGAUUAUUGAAUGAAAAGUUAACAAUUAGACAAUUAGAUUUGGUCAUUGAUCGAAUUGUAAAUAGAUCUGUUUUUGUGAAUAAUGAGAAUGAUUAUGAUGAGGAAAAUAACUCACACAAUUAUAAGCCACUUUUGGAAACUCAAAGAAAUACUGGUAACGGAAGAAGAAUGAGGGUAAGAAGACAUUACUACACUAGAAGUCGAUUAAACGUCCUUUCCAAUGGUAGCAGUAUGAGUAAAUUGAGAGGUGAGCUGAGAAAGUUGAUUGCUAAAUGCAAUGAGCAAUUUCCUCAUAUUUAUGAAGAGUAUAGAGAUAGAAUUGAUAGAGCAUUGAAACAAUCAAUCAAAAUAUGUACAUUAGUUGAAAAGCCAAUUGAUAAUCCAGAUGAAAUUACUUAUGAGGACAACUCAAUGCGUAGGCCCAAUAAGCCAUCUUUUUGGGAUGAAGAAAAGAGAAGAAAAUCCAUAGAAAUCAAUUUAAGAAAUCCGAAAAUUCUCAAAGAUCACCAAUGGAGAGUUCAAUGGGCUUUUGAUUAUUCGAAUCAUCUUCGUCAUGAGUUGGAAUUUCAUUCUACUUAUUUGAGAAUUUACUAUUCGUUACUAUUUAAAGGCAACGUUCAACUAACUGAAGACACGUUUAACUCUUACAUGGACUUUUUAGAAAAAACACUAGCAAUAGUCUUUAAAUUUGAUCAAACCUUUCAAAAAAAGUUCUUUACAGAAAGAAACUUGUUCAAAAAGAAAAAAUCUAGAUAUAUUACUUAUAACGUUCAACCUGCAAAUCAGUGCAAAGUCGAUUUCAUUUACCAAUCUAUAUCAUGUCUAGCAAAAGGUUAUAAAGGUCACCAUUAUAGUUUUGAUGAACGAACAUUGUCAGAUGAAACCAAACAAAAAGUCUUCAAAAUUAUUGAACUAUUGAUGGACACCUAUACAAAAUAUUAUGGAAAUGACACAUCUCAAGAAUAUUGCUAUGGAAGAUCUAUUUAUGACAAGUUAAACAGAUUUGAUAAGAUAUUUCAAAAAUAUACUAGCAACAAUGAGAUUAACAAUCUUCCAAAACACCUCCAACAAUCAUUUUUAUUCUCUUGUAUUAAUUAUUCACCUUUUGUUCCAGUUGACUUGAUCAAAUCAUUAGAUUUCCCUUUAUGUAUAGAAAGGACCUACAAAUCGACUGGAACCACCGAAACAGUAUCCUUAUGUUCUUAUAUUAUUCUUCAUAAUUAUAUGUGGAAUGAGGAAACUACGUUUGGUUACAAAGAAUGGCUAGAACUAUUGAUUGACAAAUUUGGUAAAGAACAGGUUGUCGAUUCGCUCAAGCCAUCAAACUUGUAUAGUGUUAGCAGUAUGUUCCAUUACAAUAAUUUGUGUACAAUAUUAGGAGAAAAAUUUAUGGAAAUGGCUAAAGAAGCUGAAAAAGAGCUCAGUACAAGUUGGAAUAAUGCAGAGGAAGAAGUGCUCUCUGAAUAUUCCGAGACAAGUUAUUUAUAAAAAGUAUUCAGAGAUUUCACAACUU